Messenger RNA from Symbiodinium sp. CCMP2456, 3358 nucleotides. NCBI's taxonomy places the organism in Eukaryota, Dinophyceae, Suessiales, Symbiodiniaceae. The record is from the annotation of a GenBank genome assembly.
GUGCGCCCUGGUAGCCGGUGAGGGAUUGGGGGAUGCCACGGAUGUCAUCCGAACUGCUGUGCAGUCAGACAUCGCCUGUCAUGCAGCAGGUGUGGCCAACCUGACAAUAUUUCAGAAGCCCAAGACCAGCCCGUUUCCUGUGCAAAGAAUCACGGGCCUUGACUCGAAACGGCGUGAUGCAGCGGGCUUGAAGCGCUUCGAGCCCUGUCCAGAAGGCUACACCUUCGUCGACGCAGACAUUGGCGGUGGCGCCUUUGCCCGCGUCUUUCUUGUGCGGAACGAGGCCACCCAGGAUCUGCAAGCCAUGAAGCGCGUCGAUCGGCAGAAGCUGGCAAAGCAUUUUCAGAUUUCCGCUGGCGAAGCUGAGCAGAUGGUCGAGCAGGAGUUCUGGCAGAUGCAGCGCACGAACCACCCCCACAUCAUCAAGCUGUUUGACUUCUUUCAAGACGAGAGAUAUGCUUACUUUGUUAUGGAGGCGGUGAAUGGUGGCACUUUGCGCCAGCUUCUGAACAACUUGAAUGCCCCGAAGGGCGAGCGGCCAAAGCUGAGUGAAGGCUUCAUUGCAGAAAUGCUGCAACAAGCCCUCUAUGCUCUGCGACACCUGCAUUAUGAGUCAAGAAUUCACAAAGACGUGAAGCUGGAAAACCUGAUGCUGCUGAGCACUUCGGGGCCCCCCCAUCUGGUCUUGAUCGAUCUUGGUGUGGCGGAGACGUUUCAGUCCUCUGCAGGGGAUUCACGGCCGAUGCCGGCUGGCACUCCGCAGACAAUGGCUCCAGAGGUGAUUGACUGCAUGCUUGGGCGAAGAAGCAGCUUCGAUGACCGCUGCGAUGUUUUCAGCUUGGGCAUUGUUGCGCACCAGCUCUUCACAGGUGAUGUGCCCUACAAGGUCGCAUACCGAGGUGGAGGAUCUUACGGCCCGGUCGACUAUGCUCAGACGCGCGCCAACAUGAACUGCGAUCUCACCGCCCAGCUGAAGUCGGCUGGCUGUUCCAGGGGAGUUAUCACCCUCGUCAGCCGCAUGCUGGAGAUGGACCCUGCGAAGCGGCCAUCCACCCUGGAAUGCCUGAGUGACGGCUGGCUGGUGCAGAAGUGCGAGAACCGCCGCCUCCGGCGCCUUCGGCUCGAGGGCCGGCACUCGCUUGGGGGCGCGGCGCUCUCCGUUGAGGAGGAGGAGGCAGCCGGUGAGGAGCUCCUGAGACUGGAAAGGCGGCGCAUCUGCAAAGCCUUGGUGCGUUUUGCCAAGCGGACGCCACUGCAGAGGGCUGUGGCGUUCCACCUGGCCUCGUACCUGCCGGUAGGUGAUCUUCGAAGAGCAGCCGAGAGCUUCAAGCGCGUUGACAAUGAGCAGAGCGGUCACCUGACCUAUGAUGAGAUUGCAAAUGCGCUGGAGGAGGUUCUCGGCAUCGAGCGUGAGCACGGCUUGCGAGUUGCAACUGCUAUGGACACGGACCAGUCUGGACGUCUAGAUUUCCAAGAGUUUUCUGCUGCUGUCGCUGUGCUCAGAGGAGAAAGGGAGCAGCGCUUGUACGACACGCUGCUGGAGAAGAUGCAAAUCGAUCCUGCGAAGGACCUAACCCUCCAGGAGGUCCACGCAGCCGUGGAAGUCGCCCUGAAAGGCCCUGUGACUCGGGAGGUGCUCGUCGAGUGGCUGACGAAGGUGGCCAAGCGUGCCCUGCCAAGGAUCGCACUGGGACCUGUACAACGCCCCAGUGGCGGAACCUGUGAAGAUCCGCAGCAGGGGAGGUGCUCUGAGGACAUGGGAUGGCACUCGCAGUAUGCAGAGGUUGUCGAGGAGAUCGGGUCCAAUCUGAAAGAUGGCGACACGGAAACCGCCUUGGCCGCUUUGAGCUCGCUGAAGGACCAGGAGCCACCUGGAAGAGACGUAGAGGUGACAAACACAAGGCCAGCGGCAUCCGGUGCUCAGCUGCUGACUGUCCCGAUCUCCAUUGCUCCCACCACUGCAACCACAGCGGCCUUGGUCGCCAAAGCCGUCACAUCUACGGAGGCUCCGCGAGAGCCACCGGAUCCAUGGAAGGAAGUCCGGAGGCAGAUGGUCACGAGGGCUGCCGAGGUCACCCGGCCAACCUGCAGGACGGCUGGUGCCAAAAAGGGCUGCGAGCGCUGCUGCAGUGAUGGCCACGCGUGGAAGGAGUGCUUCGAUGUGGAGACAUGCGCAUCGCAAGCUCCUCCUGGUGGGAAAUAUGCCUUCGUCCUGGCCCAGGUUCAGCAGCCAGGCCAAAACUGGUUGCCGUACCUCGAGAACAUGCGGGAAGAAGCGGACAGGAUCCAGCAGCAAACGACGGCGACGGUGGACAUCGUGGUUUUGAUACCAACUGCACACGUGGGCAAGCUGCGCGAGACUCAUUGGAGCCGCUUGAAGCAGUUCGGAGUCCAGGUUGUGAAAGUGCCUUGGGAACUUCCCCCUGAGCUGCAGUGGUGGCCAGACAAUUGGCACCCAGGCAAAGUGGACGGUUGGUGUGGACCGCAAGACUUGGUCCGCCUUCACACCACCGGCCUGGACUCCUUCGAUGCCGUGGCCUUCUACGACCAAGAUGUGGAGUUCCACAGUUCCGUCUCAGCUGUGUUCCGUUGCGCUUCCCUGGGCUAUUUUCUCAGCACUUCCGGCGGCGUCGGCGAGCCCCUCAACAUCGGUUUCUUUGCGCUCCGGCCGGACCGGCGACUUCUUCGGGCUGCCGAGCUCUUUGCCUGGAACAUCACCUUCGACCGCACCAGCGGCUGGGGCGGUGGAGGCUUCAAGCCUGCUGGCGGCUACUUUGUGGGGGCAGAGUGUGGUCAGGGAUAUUUCCACACGCUCUACUACCAUCGGAGUGCGAAGGCCAAGAAAGCACUGGAUGCUGCGGAAGUGCCUGCUUUCGAGCAGCCGCAGGGGCUGAAGAUGCGGCAGAUUGACCAGUGUGUUUGGAACUAUCAGACAGGGAGCCAUUGCCCCUACAAGUUCGACUGCAAUCUGGUGAAAGCUCACCACAAGCCCACCCAGAAGGAGCAUGGGCGCGAUUGUCCCAAGUUGAAGUACAGGAGCGCGACAACAACCACCACGCCAGCAACGCCCAAGGAGCCCAAGCCUUGCCAAGUGCUGCAAGUGCAGAUUGGUGCCAGCUGCAAGUGCGGAGGCGUUUUUUCCAAAUCUGUGGAGGUGUCUGGUGCCAUCCAGGACUGCGAGCGCGCAUCCUGCAAUAACAGCGGCGACCAGUUCAGCACCUUGACGUUUCCAAUCGUUGGGGCCACUCGAACCGCUGUGAGGGUGAGCUCCGGGUGUGGCUGCGAGCGUAAUCGCCAUGUUGAUCGUGCUUCUUGCAUGCCUUUUAAACACCAGUGCUCCGCCCCCGGUUCUUCUUGA